CACCCCCGUUCUCCGAGCACUGGGGGCGCUCUGCCGGGAGGACCAGUGAGGUACCUCCCUCCACCGACCUGGGCCUGCUGUCAACCUGAUAACGAGCCCCACGGCACCCGCGGACGGACGAUAUGCGCCUGGAUUUGUGAACGCCUCCGGCUGUUGGAGACGACACCGGACCGGACCGGGCCGGGCCGGCCCGCGGCCUGCAGCCUGUCAUGUCGGAGGAGAGCUCGCCGCCCAUCGGACCCGCUCUGCCGCCCGGCUACAAGACGCGGGGGCAGCCCGACUCCGACCACAGGCGCCGGCCGAGAGCCGUGCUCGAUGACACAGUUGCAGGACCAGCAUUACCUCCAGGAUUUCGGUCGAGCAAAAGCUCAGAGAGUUCAGAUGACGAUGAGGUCCACUGCACCAAUGAGGAGCGGCAAAGCUCAGCCCAAGAGUUGAGGAAAUCGGACAGAUUAGUAACAGAGGAGAGUAAUGGCACGUCGAGAUCCAGGUGUAAGCAGCCUGCUGCUUCCCAAUCUGAAGAUAACAGCGAUGGGUUCUUCGGUCCUGCUCUUCCGCCUGGAUUUCCAAAACGAGCUCAGUCACCUGACCGUCCUUUAAUAGGCCCUGCACUACCACCUGGCUUCAGCAAGUCGGACAAAGAAACAGAGCUAGCUGUACCUUCGACUUUGAAUAUGCUGCCUCCCGAGGAAGGCAGUGAUGAGGAGACCCUGAUUGGGCCAAUGCCCUCAAUGGGGACAGAUGAAAGCAGUGUAACUGCAGAUAUUGAGCGGAGGUCAAACAGAAUGAAGGAAAAGCUGGUAUCUGGGAACAAGGAUGAGACUUCUAAGCAGGCUAGGGAGUCUUGGAUGACUGAGCUGCCACCAGUGUUACAACAUAUAGGCCUGGGUGCAAGAACAUUUAAGAGGAGUGCAAAUGGAGAAUCGUCUGACCGCUCCAUCUGGACGGAUACUCCGGCUGACAGAGAAAGGAAAGCUCAGGAAAUGUUAGAAGGAAAAGUGUCCUCUGGGAAAGAUCCUGAACAGGCCUGUGUCUCUGAAAGGGAUAAACGACUGAACAUGGAGGUGGCAUUAUAUAAUAAAUCCACACGAUCGGAGUCCCUUCUGGACAUGCACAGCAAGAAACUGAAAAGAAAAGCAGAAGCUGAGAAGAGCAGACCGCAGGAGCGGCGGCCAUUUGACCGUGACCAGGAUCUCCAGGUUCACCGGUUCGAUGAGGCCCAGAAGAAGGCGUUAAUCAAGAAGUCUAAGGAGCUGAACUCCAGGUUUUCACAUGGAAAAAGCAACAUGUUUCUGUAAAAAAAAAAUACUAGUGGCAAAUUGCAGAUUUAGAUCGACUGUCUUCGGUCCAUAGUUUAAUUCUGUUGUGGUAUUCUAUUUUGUUUGGCAUAUUGGGUCAAACUGGCAUGUAUGAGUGGCAGAUCUCUUGUAAUAAAAUGUUCUUUGUUUAAUAAUUUUAAUUAAUUAAAAUAAAAGUAAAUGGGUUUUUAUUUA
This is a messenger RNA of Hypanus sabinus (Atlantic stingray), 1493 nucleotides long. It is a transcript of the gene gpalpp1, whose product is annotated as GPALPP motifs containing 1. NCBI's taxonomy places the organism in Eukaryota, Metazoa, Chordata, Chondrichthyes, Myliobatiformes, Dasyatidae. The transcript has 8 exons. The record is from RefSeq and is a predicted model, not a curated record. Bases 210 to 1298 code for a protein of 362 amino acids.